Molecule: messenger RNA, 7064 nt
Organism: Chlamydomonas reinhardtii
Lineage: Eukaryota; Viridiplantae; Chlorophyta; Chlorophyceae; Chlamydomonadales; Chlamydomonadaceae
Exons: 11
Coding region: 213-6356 (2047 amino acids)
Biological process (GO): protein deubiquitination
Cellular component (GO): cytosol; nucleus
Molecular function (GO): cysteine-type endopeptidase activity; cysteine-type deubiquitinase activity
Source: RefSeq, a predicted model, not a curated record
UUUAGUGCAAGCACAUGUAUUAGGCAGGCCUGUGUAGUUUGAAGAACUGCGAGGAGACCAAAGUCCACUCGCGAUCAAACGCGCAGCUGAAUUUUGCGCCUGAUCACCAUGGAAUAAUGCGAUACGUGUUCUGUGAAUUGGCAUGCCCAUUUAGCAGACUGAGCUAGCUGGACCUUGUCGGCUUGUCCCAGUGCAGGCGUUAAAAACAUCAAAUGGAGGCAGGGGAAAAUUGGCAGUCCGCGCAUUGGGACAAUAGGCGGAAUCGAGGCGAGGGCACUGGUGGCCGGGGCGGAGGCCGGGGCGACUACUAUGGUGGUCGAUCAGGCUCGCGUGAGGACCGUGGAGGGUACCAGCGGCAUAAUAAUGCUUACGGGGACCGCCAGGGUCAGGUCAGCUACCAGCACCACGGCAGCGGCCAGCACCGGCCAGAUUCCGUCCCUUACGCCAACUUCGCAAACCGCGGCGGCGGUUUUGGCUCUCAGGGACGUCCACAGCAAUCGCAACAGCCGCGGCAACACGCGGAUCAGCAGGGCUUCGGUGCCGGGGGAGCGCACUACGACCCGUCUCGCGGCGCGCCCUUCGCACCGCCCCCACCGCCGAUGCCUUACCCCGGCUAUGGCAGCAGCGACCCGUCCGCGAUGCACGCACACGCGCAGGCCCAUCACCUGUAUGGGCAGGAGCACGGCUGGCGUGUGAUGGAUCCGGCUGCCAUGCAGGCUGCCGCUGCUGCCGCCGUGGUAGCGGCGGGGCAGUACCACCCGCAGCCACACAUGCCCGCCCCGCCGCUCGCACCCUACCCGCGCGGGCCGGGAGGCAGUGGCGGCAGCCACUCCCAGCAGCAGCACUCCUACCAACAGCAGCAGCAGCAGCAACAGACGAAGCAGCAGCACAUGGGGCAGCGCCAAUACGGGCAGGGGUACCAGCAGCAACAGCACCAGCAGCACCCCCAGCAGUACCAGCAGCCGCAGCAGCAGUACCACGGGGGCGGUGGGCAAGUGCACACAAGCGAGCCACCGCAGCACCGGCAGGGUGGCGGCGGCGGUGGCGUGCGUGGAGGCCCGCAGGGCCCGCUCCCAGUGCCUGGUCAAGCCGGCGGCUGGGCUGGCCUGGCGGCUGCGGCAGCGCCGGCCGGCGCCUCCUCGUCUCAAUCGAGGCAGGGUGAUGCGCGGCGGUCCAAUGCGCGGGGGCCAGCAGUGCCGCAGCCAGUGGUGCUUGGCAGCUCGGGGCCUUCCAGCUUGGAUGGUUCAACGUCAGGCAUGAACAGCCUCGGCAAGCCCCGGCAGCAGCCUGGCGGCAGCGCAGUCGCGAACGUGCCGGCGGCGCGGCGAGGGUCGGGAGAGUUGCCCUCUGGCGUAUGCACACCGUCGGGGCAGCAGGGUAAUGGAGGAGGCGUGGAAGAGGCUGCCAGUCAAGUGGAUCACACACUAGCGCAGGCCGCGCCUGAGGCCCCGGUGGCUGCGGCGGCGUCGGCAGGCGCGCCGGCAACACCGGCGCCGCCUGAGGCAGCUACCCCUCCUGCAGCCGCGGAAGCUCCUUCUACUAUCGAUGCCGCCUCUGGCCAAGCGCCGAUGGCAACAGUCUCUGUGUCGGAGGCUGCAUCCGUAGCGGGCGCGCCCCCGGCGCAUGCCAGCAUCGGUGCCCCGGCGCCGGUCUCCACGGCGCCUGCGACGUCCGCAGCCCCUGCCCCGCCACCGGCAUCGCUGCCUAGUCCCGUAACGAGCGGGGGAAGUGCAUGGAAGAAGCCUGUGCCAGCAACGGCGCUCUUCUCGGGGGCAGCGGCUACAGCCACACCUGCAGCGGGGGCGCACGCGGCAACCACUCGCCGCCAGAAUAGCGCGGGCGGCGCGCCAGUGUCGCCAGGCGCCGGCGGGCCCUCCUCUUCAGGCGGCGCCGCGCCUGCCGCCGCUGCAGGCGCAUCGCCAGUGCCGCAUGCGGAGCCGUUCACCGCCUCGUCAUCAACAGCGCCCGCUGCUGCACCGUCGCCAGUACCAGUGCCCACCGCGUCUUCAGUUCCGCCCGCUGCGGCCACAGCGAGCCCAGCCGCGGCAGGGCAAGGUGCAGGCGGGGUGCCGCCGCGUGUGGCCAACCGGCCCUCGCCCGUGCAGACGACGCCGGGCCCGCCGCCUGGGUUUGGCGCAGUGCGCCCUAACCCGUCGGCAGCGGCGGCAGCGGCUACUGCUGCACCUGUGGCGGCACCAGCACCAGUGCCCGUGCCAGCCGCAGCGCUGGCGUCGCCGGCCCAGCCAGCCGGGAGCUUGCAGCCUCUGUCGCCGGCGGGAAGCUCGGGUGGCGCACCGCUCACCACAGCGACCAGCAUUGGCGGUGCGCCAGCUGCGGCAUCGGCGGCAGCGCCGGCGGCUGCAGCGCCGGUGGGUGCGCCAGCGUCACCUUCCGUUGGCGGCGCCACGACCCCCGGCGGCAGCAAUGCGCCUCGAGGCUGGGCUGCGAUCGCAGCUUCUGCGCCCCCGCCGGCAGCGAGCCGGAGUAGCGCGGGCGGAGUCCAGCGAACUGGGUCAGAGGGCGGCGCGCCUAUGGCCGCUGGCGCGGCAUACCACGGCCACCGUCACCCAGGUGCCCCGUCGCCUACAGCUCACAGCGUGGCCCCAGCGCCGUCUGCAGCACCAGGCGGGCCUCUUUCGCCCGCCAUUACCAGGGUCCCCAGCAGCAGUAGCAGUGCUGUGCCUCGUGUGGACACGGCAGUAGCACCGGGGCAGCCUACCGCAGCGGCAGUAGCACCGGGGCAGCCUACCGCAGCGGCGGCGCCGCCGCAUGCGGAGCCGGCGGUGGCCGCCACCCUUCCUGCCUCGUCGUCGUCGGCGUUGUCGGGCGCAGAAGCGACGCCUGUGCCCGGAGCGGCAGCAGCGCCGACCCCUGCCGCAACCACCUCGUCGGAUACGGCCUCCCCCGUGCCUGAGCAGCCGCAGCCUGCACCCGACGCAGCAGCGGCGCAGGGCACGGCCGCGCCCGCGGCCCCCAGCACUGGAGCAGCCGCGGCGCCAGAUGCGGCCCCGGCACCCGCCCCGGCGGGCCCAGCUGCAGACGCGGCUGUGUCGGCGCCCGCUCCCGCAGCACCCGGCUCGGUUGACGGCUCAGCAACGACGCCUGCGCCCGCGCCCGCGCCGGCGGGCCCCAAGACCUGGGCCUCCUUAGCUGCAGGCAGCUCAGGCAACACGGUGCGGGCAGGUGCAGGUGGGGGCGGCAAAGCCGCUGCUACGGCUGCGCGGGGUGUGGUCAGCGCUGGCCGGCACACAACGCACGGCGCUGCCGGCACUGCCGCAGCGCUGAUGCGUGGGCCUUACGGACCGCAAGCGGCGGGGCAGGGCGCGGCUGCGCACGCGGCCGGCGCGCCCGGCGCUGCAUCGCAGCGCCCGCACGCGCACCACAACCCCGCAUCGAUGGCAACGCUAGCUGGCUUCGAGCCUGCGCCGCCGCCGGGGACCGCGCCACACCCCAGCAGCGUGCCCUUAAGCGAGGACCGGCUGCAGCGGCAGCAGAAGCAGCAACCGGAGGACCGGACCGCGACAUGGGUGAAGGAGCACGGCGCGGGAACGUCGGCGACCCCUGCCGCCGCGGCCGUCGCGGUACCGGCGGCUGAGGUGACAGGGACGCCUGCAGAGGCGCCGUCGUCUGCUGCAGCAACGGCAUCGCCGUCAGCCGUCCCGUCGGCCGUCCCGUCGGUUGUCCCGUCGGCAACGCCAUCAGUGGUGUCCGUGGCGUGUGCAGCGCCGCAGGCGGCACCGGCACCGGCACUGGCGCAGGCGCAAGCGACGGCGCCCACGGCAGAGCCGGCGACGGCCCCGCCCGCAGUGGCGGCGGAGGAUGAAGGAUGGGAGGAGGUGCACACCCGCCAUAAGCCACCGGUUAAGACGUGGGCAGGACUUGCCGCUUCAGCGGGGGGCCGGGGCGUCCUGCAGCAACACGGUCGUGGAGACCGCAGCGGACGUGGGGCCGACUCGCACCCGCAGGCGCACGGAGGCAAGGGGCGGGGGAGUGCCGCAGCCUUGCAAGCGGCUGGUGCGCCCAGCUCCAGUAAGGGCGUUAGCCCUGCACCGUCUGUCGCGCACGCACCGCACUCCGGCGCCGCAACACCGGUGCCCAGUGCUAUUGCUGCGGUCGCAACUUCGCCACUGCAUGAAUCUGCCCCUGCUAUCCCGGUCGGCGUUCCAUUUUCCUUGGACAAGCCGCAAGAGCCGGUGGUGGCUGCGACUCCUGCGGUGGCGAUAGCGGCACAACCCGACGUGACGGAACCAGCGGCGGCGCCUGGCCCUGCGUCUGUGCCUGCCUUUGACGCAGCCCCUGCGGCUGCAGGUGAGGAGACUUCUGUGCCCGGGAAUGCCGCCUCUACCGCCGUCGCAGCCGCGGAUGCUACUGCGGACCCGAGCACCGCACCCGCGCCUACCAACAGCGCCGCAGUGGAGGCCCAGCAAGCCGCAACGACAGCGAACUCGAACAUGACACAGCCCGCGGAGCAGGCUGCGUCCGCGCCUUCCCCUGCGCCUGCUGCUGAGGCCGUUGCGUCUGCAGCCACCGCACCUGCGGUCACCAGCGCACCCGCUGCAAGCAGCAAGCGCGACGACGCAGAGCCGGUCAUUCCAGCCGGAAAGAACUUGUUUGGUCUGCUUGGAGAUGCGGGUGAUGACGCGGACGCGGAUGCAGCGGCCAGCCGGGGCGAGGGUGACGAGGCGGGCGCGGUCGCCGCCUCCGGCGACGCCGCUGGCGCGCGGCUGGUUGACGCCGCGGAGCUGCUGCGUCAGCUGCUGUCGCCCACAGCUGCCGACCAGCUGUUGGCGUGUAGCAGCCGACGCGGCGAGCAGGCUGAGUCGCAGUCGCUGCUGCAACCCCGCGGUUUGGUGAACACUGGCAACACCUGCUUCAUAAACGCGACGCUGCAGGCGCUGAUUGCCUGCCGCCCGUUUGCGAGUGUGCUGUCGCGACUGCCGGGUGUUGUGCCGCUGCUUGAGCCAGCCAAGUGCCCCACGCUGUACGGACUGGCGCAGUUUGCCAGUGAGAUGGCGGCGGCAGGGGCCUCGGGCGCGGGCAAGGCCGGGGCUGGCGGCGGGGGCGUGCCGGGCAUGCACGACUCGCCGGCGGCAUCAGAGGAUGACGGCUGGGCCGAGGUGCCGGCCACCCGCGGCAAGAAGGGCGGCAAGAAGAGCACCAGCGGCUUCUCCUUCGGCGUGCUUGCCGGUAGCCCCGCGCAGGCGCAGGCACAGCAGCACGCUGCGUCCUCCGCCGCCGUCUCCACAGCCGCCACAGGCAGUGGGAAGGACGCCAAGGACGGCGCGGCCAGCAGCAAGGAUGCCGUCAUGGCGUUGCUGCUGGGCGGCAAGCCGCUGGUGCCGUCCAUGCUCAAUGGCAUCGUGGCAGCCUUUAACCCGCGCAUCUCCAUCGCCUCUGCAUCCUCAACCUCCAGCGCCGGGGCUGGCGCGGGUGGCGGCGGUGGCAAGCCAUCGAUGGCGCAGCUGCUGAGCAAAGGCGGCGGCCGCUCCGCGGGCGCGGUGCUGGUGGAGCAGCAGGAGCAGCAGGACGCGCAGGAGUUUGUGCACUUCCUGGUGGACCGGGCGCACGAGGAGAUGGUGGCGCUGCGCAAGGCGCAUGGGCUGGACGAGGCGCAGCACGCGCAGGGCAGCGCGUCAGACGGCGGCGCACAGAACGGAGACGACGCUGAUGAGUGGGCGCAGGUGGGGCGCAAGAAGAACAAGGCCACUGUGACGCGACAGGUGGGCGCGCCCGCCGGAGACGCGUCCAGCCGCUCUGCGGUGUCUGCCAUCUUCGGUGGCCUUCUCAAGAGCACCAUUCGCUUCCAGCCGCCCCACGGCCACUACAAGCCGUCCACCACCAUCCAGUCCUUCAACAUGCUGCACCUGGACAUUGCGGGCAACGAGAUUAGCAGCCUGGAAGACGCGCUGCGGCACCACUCCGUGCCCGAGAGCAUAGAGUACAAGCCGGAUGGUGCCAGUGAGAUGCUGCCCGUCAAGAAGGACGUGCGCCUGUAUCGGCUGCCUGAGUGUCUCGUGCUGCACCUCAAGCGCUUCACGUACAGUGCUACGGCGGGGGGUCACGGCGGCGGCUACUCGAAGCUGCACAAGAUGGUGGCGUUUGGCAACUCGCUGCGACUAGACAGCAAGGUUCUGGCCGACGACUGCCCAGACCGGUCGCAACCCGAGUACCGUCUAUUCGCCACCGUCAUCCACCACGGCCGCAGCAUUGCAGGAGGCCACUACACGGCGGACGUCCUGCAGCCAGACGGCGUCACGUGGCUGCGCUUCAACGACGCUGUGGUGGACGUGGUCCCCGAGGCAGCGGUGCUGGGGGAGCGGCCCUACCUGCUCUUCUACCAGCGCUCCCGCAGCUAGGUGUAGGAGCGCAACCCAUAAAGGAAGGGGCAGCAGAGGGCGGGCGGCUUGAUGGAGCGGCAGGCUGGGCUCCGUUCGGCAGUGUCAGGUGGCUGCAUUUCGGAGGCACUGCGCUGGAGGGCUUGGGCUGCCGGUCGGCAGCAAACAGCUGGGCACAUGAGCGCUACGAGGACGGCACAGUCGCAGAAGGGCAGGGCAGUUGUAGGGCGAAGCUACUUUAGUGAAUGCGUAGCGGGCCCCGGCUGCAGGGAGGCGUAUGAUGGGCAGACGUAUGCUAGAAAUGCAAUACCGAUAUCAUGAUGGCUGAAGGCAGGGGCGCAGUUUAGGCGUAACAGCGGUAUAUUUGCCCUUGAUCGGUGUGCUGUGUUGAGUUGUAUGGACAGGCGGGACGAAGUGGGGCACUAAGCUCUGCUCAUCAGUGGGGGCUGCUGGAUGCUGUGUGCAGUGGCUGCAGGCGGCAUGUGACGUUGCUAUGUAGCGCACAUGUAGUUAGUCCGUGUUUGGGCAACGUGACGCUGGGUGACGCCAUGUAUGUACGGUUUGAGGGUUAGGUGGAUGCGGGUGCACGGCAAGGCGCACCUCUGGGCGCGGGAAGCCGGGGGAAUGUCACGAUGCACAUGGCCGUACUACUGCGUCAAUGCAAGUUCAGUGGCCAUGACAAAUGUACGUGUAUGCGCCAGGCGAAUUGCGUACCAUGCGACAAGUGUU